Triticum aestivum (bread wheat) is the source of this 642-nucleotide messenger RNA. RefSeq names its product ankyrin repeat-containing protein At5g02620-like. The record is from RefSeq and is a predicted model, not a curated record. The transcript has a single exon. Gene Ontology annotation, molecular function: protein binding. The coding region runs from base 40 to 642 and encodes 200 amino acids. NCBI's taxonomy places the organism in Eukaryota, Viridiplantae, Streptophyta, Magnoliopsida, Poales, Poaceae.
GAGAGUGAAAGAGUAGAAGCUAGGUAGGGUAGGGAUAGGAUGGAUCCAGAGUUGCACAAGGCGGCGGUGCAGGGGAGCGUGACAAGCCUGAGGAAGCUGGUGGCCGAGCGCCCCGGCAUCCUUGGUUCCAAGACGCCGCAGGGGAACACCGCGCUGCACAUCGCCACCGAGCUCGGCCAUGCCGGCUUCUUGAAGGAGGCCCUCGGUGUGGACUGCAAGCUACUCGCCACAAGGAACGCCGACGGCGACACGCCGCUGCACCUGGCGGCCAGGAUGGGGAAGUUGGACGUGGCGGAGCUGCUCGUCAGCCGCGCCAGCGCAUGGCGUGCGGAGCACUCCCCUGGGAGCGAGCAGGAGCCUCUGUUCAUGGCCAACAAGGCCGGCGACACCCCGCUACACGACGCGGUGAAGCAGGGCAGGAGCACCGUGGCGCUCAUGCUGUUGGCCGCCGAGCCCAGCGUCGGCCACACGCUCAACAUGAGGAAGGAGUCGCCGCUGCACAUCGCCGCCCGGGAGGGCCUCGCCGACGUCGUGGCCAAGAUCGUCCGCCAGCCCUGGGUCCACGAGAAGUUUGUCCCCUCCGACUCCACCAACGGCACCGCCCUGCACCAGGCCGUCCUCGGCGGACGCAUCCGUAAGUGA